AGUUGUCACGUGUUGUAAAUAGGCGCUGCAGCUGAGGUGGCCGGUAGAGACACGGCAAAGAAGCUGCAAUAUUCUGUAAUUGCGAUGACUGAGCCCCUUCUUAGCGAGUCUAUCAACGCAAAGUAUGCAGCACCGCACCAACAAGAUUAUCAUUCAAGUGUAUCGACGCCGGAUGGCAACAAUUCGGAUUCAGCGCCUCUUCUGGAAAGCCACCCGGGUCGGACUUCUUCAGGGGCGUCUUUUGGUUCCUCUGUGUUUAAUCUGAUGAAUGCCAUUAUGGGAAGUGGAAUUCUGGGGCUGGCCUAUGCCAUGGCAUGCACAGGCAUUCUGGGAUUUUGUUUUUUACUCCUUAUAGUUGCAAGUCUUGCUUCUUACUCCAUUCAUCUACUCCUCAAAAUGUGCGACCAAACUGGCAUCACAUCAUAUGAAGAUCUUGGACUUCGUGCUUUUGGAAAACUAGGAAAGGCUACUGUUGCUGCUACCAUACUGAUUCAGAAUAUUGGAGCAAUGUCGUCAUACCUCUUUAUCAUUAAAUCUGAACUCCCCGUGGCUAUCAGUGGCUUCCUUGCUGAUCACCAAAGCAGGUCCCAGUGGUAUCUCGACGGACAAAUCUUGCUUGUUAUUACAGCUGUAUGUAUUGUUUUGCCUCUUGCCUUGCUGACAAAAAUAGGUUUUCUUGGUUAUACAAGUGGCUUAUCAUUCCUGUUCAUGUUGUAUUUCACUGUUGUGAUUGUUGUAAAGAAAUGGGCUAUUCCUUGUCCUUUGCCCCAGAAUGGCAGCAUGAGCAAUGAUCAGUUCUCUAAUUUAAGUGAAUGUGAACCCAGACUUCUCACCAUUUCCUUUCAGAGUGCAUUUGCAAUCCCUACUAUGGCUUUCUCAUUCUUGUGUCAUACGUCAGUCCUGCCAAUUUAUUGUGAGCUUCGAAGACCUUCAAAAAGCAGAAUGCAAAAUGUUGUCAACACUGGAAUCACCUUAAGCUUUAUAAUCUACCUCCUCUCUGCUUUGUUUGGAUACCUCACAUUCUUUGACAAAGUGGACUCUGAACUUCUUCAAAGUUACAAGAAAUACCUCCCACAAGAUUUGGUUAUCAUGACAGUGAGAAUUAGCAUUCUGCUGGCUGUGCUGUUGACGGUUCCUCUUAUACACUUCCCAGCAAGGAAAGCUGUCAUGAUGCUGCUUUUCCAUAGUCGACCAUUUUCUUGGAUUACUCACAUUCUCGUCACUGUGGCUCUGGUGACAACUGUUGUUCUGCUGGCUGCAUAUGUGCCAAACAUCAGGAAUGUAUUUGGGGUAAUUGGUGCCACCACAUCAACAUGCUUACUGUUUGUAUAUCCUGGACUUUUCUACAUCAAAAUUAACAGUGAGAAUUUCACGUCACUUCAGAAAUUAUCGGCUCUCACCCUGCUGGUAUUUGGCAUUUGCGUCGGAGUGCUCAGUUUAUCACUGAUUGUUUCAAACUGGGUUGUACAUCAAUAGCCUUGUGCCGACCAUUGAAAGGUCUAUGCAGGCGGCCAAGGCUGCCAUUAUCAAAUAGCUUUUCUGAGUUAAUGUUUAGCAAUUACAAAUGUGACUCUACUUAUGCAAACCAAUGGUGCCAAAUAUCAAGAAAAUGGUGCUUCUUGUGUCACACUGUUUUCUUGUCUUGUACAGAUGCACUUUUUACUUUUGUAAUCUAAGAAAGUACUGGAUCAACUGAACCCAACUGUCCUCUCACUGUCACAUUAUGACCUUGCACUGCUAAAAUCACAUGAGUGAUUCAGAGAAACAGAUCAACCAUAAAAUAAAAAAAAGAUGAGUCCUUCUUACUCCGGGAUCACUUGAAACAAUAUCUGGUACUGCCAUGUUGGCUUAGUUUCACCAUCUCUGGAGCUUUGGUAAUGGAUCAUGUAUGCAAAUAUGAACACCUUUUGUUUAGUUUUCAAAGGGGUCCGUGCCUUGUCUUUUGUAGUUUUAGGUCUUUAUUUGGCUGGGAGAGAAGCUUACCUGUAGCAUUGGUGCACAGAUUUCCAAAGUCAUUAGGCUCACUGAAGACACUGCCUUUGAUUGAGCUUGAUCAUCUGUCGACUUCCUGGAGGGGCUGCCUAAUAUCAGCACAAUUAGCUUUUGAUUCCUUUUUGAGGUUUCCAAUAAGUGGAAACCUUUAGGUUUACUUUAAUAAAUGAUUGUAGUCUUAUUUUUUAUGCAUACAAAAUUCAUGGAGUGAACAUUUGUCUUUAGAAAUGUUAUAUUGUAUUAUUUUAAUUACAUUUAGAAUAUUUGAAUUGUGCUAACCAUGGUAUAUUUUGUAUUCUUUGAAUAAUAUAAUUUAAGACUAUGUUUUCUCCAACAAACUUGAAGAAAUGCACAUUUUCAUGUGUUUAAGGGAAACGGAAGACUAGGUUUUCAAUGGCUGCUACAUAUUAAGAUGCUACGGUUAUGUCUGUUUCAUGUACCGGCUAAAUGUGAGAUUUCCUGAACUACCCUCAGUGACUUUCAUUUUGUAGCAAGGCAGGUGUUGAUGAUGUGUGGUUCACCUGCUGGUCAAGACACGAUACUGCAACCGUUUGGUAAAUGGGCAGUUUACAGUCUACUUUUGAAGUA
This is a messenger RNA of Erpetoichthys calabaricus (reedfish), 2580 nucleotides long. It is a transcript of the gene slc38a6, whose product is annotated as solute carrier family 38 member 6. The coding region runs from base 85 to 1476 and encodes 463 amino acids. Lineage: Eukaryota; Metazoa; Chordata; Cladistia; Polypteriformes; Polypteridae. Gene Ontology annotation, molecular function: L-glutamine transmembrane transporter activity. The transcript has 16 exons. Gene Ontology annotation, biological process: amino acid transmembrane transport; L-glutamine transport. The record is from RefSeq and is a predicted model, not a curated record.